CAAACCGGGUGGGUGGGUCGCCAACCCCUUAAAACAAAACAGUGAAGAAUUUCUCCCAAUACUUAGCGGCAUUUCCUAUAUUCACAGAGAGAGAUAUAGAGAGAGAGAUAGGUAGAGAGAGAGGUAGAGAGAGAGAGCCAGAGCCAGAGUCAGCCAGCCGCAAUAGCGAGACUUCUUGCUUGGACGUUCUUUUCACUCUUCUUGGUUGCUUUUCUGUUUUCAUACUUGAUAGGUAGAAAAGAGAGGGAGAGAGCAACAGCAGCCGCCCAAACAGGGGAAGAGGGAUACUGCGGCUAUGCGUUAUGAUGACCUUGAUGAUGGCAAUAUUUUCUCUGCUGAGGAGUACCUUCCAACCUUCUCUAAGAUGGCAAGUUUGUUAGUCGAUAAGGGUUUCUGUGUGCUUUCCUUCGUACCUUUCUAGCAUCUUGAAUGCCCAGUCAUAACCUAUAACUGGUUUAGAACUCAGAUUCCUUUAUCGUCAAAUGUUCAGAACAAUCAUUUUCACUAGGUUUAAUUUCUUAGCUGCUGUUUGUAUGUUAGUUAAGUAGGCUAUAUCGUGUUGUUUUUGCCCUCUUUUCAGGAUUUGACAGACUGCAUAUUUCUAGGUUAAAUUGAACCUGAGUAUUUCAUCUUUCUUUUUCUUAGAUGUCAGGUGCGAUAAUACAAGUAAAGAAAGGUGGAAAACUAGAGAAGAAUUGGCAUGAUGAAGGGGUUUUUAGAUCAAAGAUCAGAAACCAAAGGUGAAGUAAGUGUUUUUCGGUAAUUGCUGUUUUAUUAAGCUCUGAUAAUUGCUUGGUUGAACAUCAACCAACCUUCUCUAUAAACUUCAUCUGCAACAACAGUAUGUACAUUCUUACAACCUACUAGUGCUCUAGUUACCUCGCUAUAUUCAUCACAUUCUGCAUCACAAAGUGCAUACCUAUCUUCAUUUAUAACUCCCCGCUCUUAACUUGUCUUUUGUAUUGAGUCUAUCCCGUAUUGCCAACCACACUAUCAGCAUGUGUUUAGGAGCAUGUGUUAAGGGACUAAAGCUUGAAGUAAGUUUUAAACUACUAGUUUGUCACCUUGAAUCAAAUGAUUAACUUGUAUAAGUUUGACACCUUGAAAAUGGUGGGAAGAAAGCUGAGGUUGCUGCGCAGUAUGUUCAAUAUAUAUUAAGUUCCAUUUUUGUGUUUCAGAUAUCUGUUAGGCAAUUUCGAUUGCAGCAGCGGUUGAGGGAUGGAUUAAUAUUGUCAGCGAUCUGGAAAAAAAAACAUCCGAGAAGGACCAUCGAGUUCGGGCUUCCGCGCAAGAGCUGGUAGACUUUUGCGUAACCAAAGAAAUGAUUGAGAAGAACAAAAUUUUGUUAUCCUCAGAAGCUUUUCUUGAGGCAUUUUCUACAGAACCAAAAAGAUUCAACACAAGAGCAAGUUCAGCAACCUACUAAAUUUCCUAAAGUUAGAUAGGGCAUUUCAACUUCUACCGGAGGCUUAGAUGAUUAAUUACCCUCCUAUCCGUUUUCUUUCUGACCAUUUUCUUAGAACCCAGCCCACCAGCCCAGGGAUAGUACUUCGAUUGACAAACACCGGAACCGUGUAUGUGCCUCCACACUUGCUCCAUUCGUUUCAAUGACAGAUCUUUAUUCUCCAACAUUGCAUCGGUUACACAGAAGUCUACAAGCUCUUGCGAGGACGCCCGGACUCGAUGGUCCUUCUCGGAUGUUUUUUUUCAGAUUGCUGACAAUAUUAAUCCAUCCUUCAACCGCUGCUGCAACCGAAAUUGCCCAAUAGAUAUCUAAAACACAAAAAUGGAACCCAAUAUAUAUUGGACAUACUGCCCAACAACCUCAGCCUUUUUCCACCAUUUUCAAGGUGUCAAACUUAUACAAGCUAAUCAUUUGAUUCAAGGUGACAAAUUAGUUUAACACUUACUUCAAGCUUUAGUCCCUAAACACAUGUUGAUAAUGUGGUUGGCAAUACGGGAUAGACUCAAUACAAAUGACAAGUUAAAAGAGCGGGGAGUUAUAAAUAAAGAUAGAUAUGCACUUUGUGAUGCAGAAUGUGAUGAAUAUAGCGAGGUAACUAGAGCACUAGUAGUAGUAGGUUGUAAGAAUGUCCAUACUGCUGUUGCAGAUGAAGUUUAUAGAGAAGGUUGGUUGAUGUUCAACCAAGCAAUUACCAGAGCUUAAUAAAACAGCAAUUACCGAAAAACACUUACUUCCCCUUUGGUUUCUAAUCUUUGAUCUAAAAACCACUUCAUCAUGCCAAUUCUUCUCUGGUUUUCCACCUUCCUUUAAUUGUAUUAUUGCACCUGACAUCUAAGAGAAAGAAAAAUGAAAUACUCAGGUUCAAUUUAACCUAGAAAUAUGCAGUCUGUCAAAUCCUGAAAAGAGGGCAAAAACAGCAAGAUAUAGCCUACUGAACUAACAUACAAACAGCAACUAAGAAAUUAAACCUAGUGAAAAUGAUUGUUCUGAACAUUUGACGAUAAAAGAAUCUGAGUUCUGAACUAGUUAUAGGUUAUGAUUGGGCAUUCAAGAUGCUAGCAAGGUAUGAAGGAAAGCACACAAAAGCCCUUAUCGACUAACAGACUUACUAUCUUAGGGAAGGUUGGAAGGUACUCCUCAGCAGAGAAUAUUGCCAUAAUCCAGGUCACCAAAACGCAUAGCCACAGUACCAUCUUCGACUUUUCCAUCAAGACCAUUCUUGCACGUGCUUUGGGGACAUAAGCAACAACAUUUCCUGCAUGAGAUAGCUGAUACUCUGACUGAGCUGAGAUGCUUCAUCGAGCUUUUCCAGAUAAACCUGCUAUUCUGUCGCACAAAAUCUCCGAUUCAUGAACCCUUCAAAGGUUUGUGGGAUUCGUUUGGAUCCCGACAUUAUUACGGUACUCAUUCAUCUGGCCAUUACUUGCUGCUAAAGCAACGAGUUCCUCCAGUUCAUAUAAGAUGUUCGAAGAUUAUCCAUUUGUGGCUGUUGUGUCUCACCCUGUUGAGUGCUGAGCAGUGAUCUCGAAUGCCCCUAGGAUCUCCAACUGCAGCUUGUCCUUGAUACCUUUGUUGAUGAGAAACUUAAGUUAUUGCUGAACAUUGUCAUCUUGAUAGCUCCUUGCCCCCACACCUAGCAUACUGCCUGGACCAAGAUAGCCGUCAGAUUUUCAUGGACAUGAUGCUCUGCAUUAUCUGGCCUAACUCGGCAAAUCUGCUGUUGGAGCUUCCUGUGACUUGAUUUAUGCAAACUUUCUUCCACGGAGUCUGUUAGUAUACAUCACAGUUACAUUUGUCAGCAGCAAGUAUGAGUUGCAAUAAUUAAUAAAUAAAAUUUUAUACAUUCCUGCAGUAGAACAUAUGGAUUCACAUUUUUUAUUACCCGGGAAGAAGAGGGAUGGUGGAGAGCCUAUCCAGUUUUGGUGUGGGAUCAAGGAAAGUAUCGGCGGCAGAGCCUUCACUAUCCUAGAACUGUCUUCCUAAAACCACAAGUAGAAACAAAAACUAAGACCUAAU
Linum trigynum is the source of this 3481-nucleotide messenger RNA. NCBI's taxonomy places the organism in Eukaryota, Viridiplantae, Streptophyta, Magnoliopsida, Malpighiales, Linaceae. The record is from the annotation of a GenBank genome assembly.